This is a messenger RNA of Notechis scutatus (mainland tiger snake), 1359 nucleotides long. The record is from RefSeq and is a predicted model, not a curated record. NCBI's taxonomy places the organism in Eukaryota, Metazoa, Chordata, Lepidosauria, Squamata, Elapidae.
AUGCGCGACCAGGUGGGCAGGACAGCCCUUCAUCUGGCUGCCGAGAAGGGACACCUGGAGGUGGUGGAGUUUCUCCUGGCCCUCUGCUCUUCUCACAGCAUCAAAGACAAGGAGAAGAACACAGCCCUUCAUUUGGCAGCCAUGAAUGGACAUGCAGAUGUAUUGCAGAAACUUCUAGAAGUUGGCAUGGACCUGGAUGACAAGAAUGCAGAAGGGAUGACUUCCCUACAUUUAGCUGCUGAGGGAGGACACAGUGAUUGCAUCCAUCUACUUCUGGAAGCUGGCUGUGAAGUCAAUGUCCAAACGCAGAAAAAAAUGACCUGCCUCCAUUAUGCUGCACUGAAUGGCUAUGUAGACAUGGCCAAAACCCUUCUUGCUGCAGGAAUCCAGACGGAUGCUCUGAAUUAUCAAAAUGCAUCAGCUAUGCACAUUGCGGUGCUACGGAACCACCCAGCCAUGGUCAAGCUUCUCAUUGAUGCUGAAUGUGACCUUGAUGUUCCUGAUAAUAGGCAACAGAGCCCUCUUCAUAUUGCUGCAGAGCACGGAAGGCAAGAUAUCGCUGAGUUGAUCCUCAUGGCUGGGGUGAAUUUAAAAUUAACCGAUAAGCAAGGAAAAACAUCUCUGGACGUAGCUGCCCGUGGGAACCACGUCAGUUUGGUUGAUAUGAUCAUCAAAGCGGAUAGGUUUUACAAGUGGGAAAAAGAUAACCUCAACAGCGAUUCGGAUUCCUGGAUAACCGAGCGUUUAACUUUCAAGCAAGACCAUCGGCUGGAAACGCGACAUAUCCGUUCGGUGAUAUGGCGGCUCGCAACCAAAUACCUCAAGGCCAAUGAGUGGAGGAAACUUGCACACUAUUGGAAAUUCACGGAGGCGCACAUCCGUGCAAUUGAACACCAGUGGACAGGCACCAAAAGCUACCGAGAACACGGCCAUCGGAUGCUUCUGAUAUGGCUUCAUGGGACCAUCAUGGCAGGAGAAAACACAAUCAAAGAACUGUAUGAAGGGCUGGUUAGCAUUGGGAGGAGUGACUUAGCAGAAAGUAUCCGGAAACAAGCGAAUGCAGAUUCACCCGCAUCUCCACGGAGGUGUUCAGCAAUGUGAGAUCCGAGGUGUUUCAGAACAUGGCUCCACCAUGCAACUCUGCCAGAGAUUUCUUUCAGAACUUGCAUCAAAAGGGCCACCAUUUCCAAGGGCUUCUUGCCAUCUUGAAUGGCAACCUUUCCAAUCCAGGUCAGGUCCACGUAAACCGUCUUAUCAGCAGCCUCCUAAAUCACAGCAAUGCACCUGUAGGGCCUCAGCUGGAGAGAAGGGGAAAUAACGGAUUUUAUUUUUUCCUCCCCGAGGUCUGAGACAAAGUCU